Messenger RNA from Brugia pahangi, 1008 nucleotides. The record is from the annotation of a GenBank genome assembly. Lineage: Eukaryota; Metazoa; Nematoda; Chromadorea; Rhabditida; Onchocercidae.
AUGAGAAGGGCAUCUCAUGUAUUAUUCAAUACCUUCAACCAGGAUUUCGGCUGUUUUGUAUGUGGACUGGAUGAUGGUUUUCGGAUUUAUAACACGGAUCCGUUGAAACAGAAUUUUAAUGAGAAAUUAAAUGGUGGCAUUGGAGCAGUGGAGAUGUUAUUUCGUUGCAAUUAUGUAGCACUUGUUGGUGGGGGCGUAACGCCUGCUUUUUCAACAAAUAAAGUGAUAAUUUGGGAUAUUAUUAAUCAUAAAGAAGUGGUUCAGUUAGAGAUGAAUAGUGAUGUACGAGCAGUACGUUUACGUCGCGACCGUAUUGUAGUGGUUCUCGACACAUCCCUCCAUAUUUUUAGUUUCACAGAUCAACCUAAAAAAUUGCAAGUAUAUGAUUCAAGUAGAAAUCCACGUGGAAUAUGUUGUUUGUGUCCAGCAUCUGAAAAUUCUCUUCUUGCUUUUCCUGCACCCUCUUCAUCGUCGGCAGUUUGCUGUUUAACAUUGGCCGAACCAGAUGCUCCUCCCAGAAUAAUCAAUGCCCAUCAAAGACCGUUAUCUGCCAUUGCACUUAACCUUACUGGGGAACAGUUAGCUACAUCUUCUGAAAAAGGCACCAUAAUAAGGAUUUUUGACACCAAAACUUGUCUUUUGUUGAAAGAACUGCGACGUGGAACGAAUCCUGCUUCUAUUUUUUGUAUGAGUUUCUCAGUGGAUUCGACCAUGCUGUGCGUAUCUAGCAAUCAUCAUACUAUUCAUUUGUUCUCUUUGGCUAUGAAGAAGAAGAAAGUCCCGCUGAGGAAGUUGAGUUUUUCUGGUGAAGUCAGCGUCUCACGUUUCCGAUUACCUUUCUGUUUUAAAGACAAGGAUUCCUGCAUAUGCGCUUUUGGACCACAGCCUGAUUCUGUCAUUGUAGUCUCGUCCGAUGGAAGCUAUUGCAAAUUCAAUUUUUAUUCAGAACGGAAUGAGUGCAUACGACAAACUUGUUCACUCUAUUUGGAAAUAACCAGUGAUUCAUAA